AUGUCAAUCUUUAAGGCACGUGUAAAAGAAUUUGAAGAUACCUUGGCCAGAGAUGAAAUUGACCUGAAGGCACUGAGAAAGUUGUGCAGUAAUGGUGUUCCCGAUGUAAAUAGUUUGAGACCAUUGUGUUGGAAGCUGUUGUUGGGCUAUUUGGGUCCCAAAAGAGAAUCCUGGUCAAGUACUUUAGCCAAGAAGAGGUCAUUGUAUCGUCAAUUUAUUGAAGAUUUAGUAUUGCCACCGGGUCUCAAAGAAAAUGGAGACAAAGAUAUUUUGUGUGACCAUCCGUUGAACGAGGGUCCGGAUAGUGCCUGGAAUACAUUCUUUAAUGACAAUGAAUUUCUUCUGCAAAUCGAUAAGGAUGUUAGGCGUUUAUGUCCCGACAUUUCAUUUUUCCAACAACCCACUGAAUAUCCCUGUGACAUUGUGGUCAAUAGCAAAGGUGAACGGCGGCUACAUCAAAGAGUUGUACCCUCAGUAUUGAAAUCGGCCAAUGUGGAACGUAAGGGAUUGGGUGUUACCAAGAUAAAUUUAAUAAACAAACGUUCUGAGGAAACCUAUAAAGCAAUGGAAGAAGGACAAGAGGCUCACUGGGAAGUGGUUCAACGUAUUUUAUUUUUAUAUGCCAAACUGAAUCCCGGUCAAGGUUAUGUCCAGGGUAUGAACGAGAUUGUGGGACCAAUUUAUUAUGUUAUGGCCUCUGAUCCGGAUCCUGAAUAUAGAGAACAUGCUGAGGCGGAUUGUUUUUAUUGUUUUACCGCCCUUAUGGCCGAAAUCAGAGACUUUUUCAUAAAAACCUUGGAUGACUCAGAAGGUGGUAUCAAAAAUAUGAUGAAGCGCUUAUCUGAAAUGCUGAGAGAACGUGAUUUGGAAGUGUAUGAACGAUUAAAAGCACAAGAAUUAUACCCACAAUAUUAUAGUUUUAGAUGGAUAUCCUUAAUUCUCUCUCAAGAAUUUCCUCUACCAGAUGUGGUGCGCAUUUGGGAUUCCGUAUUGGCGGAUGAAAAACGUUUCGAUUUUCUACUAUACAUUUGUUGCGCUAUGAUUUUAAUUCAACGUGAUCAAAUAUUGCAAAAUGAUUUUGCUUCCAAUGUUAAAUUGCUACAAAACUAUCCACCUCUUGAUAUUAAUAUAGUAUUGACAAAGGCGGCAUCAUUACGAUAACAUUUAACAGCUUUGUAUAU
Musca vetustissima is the source of this 1181-nucleotide messenger RNA. RefSeq names its product TBC1 domain family member 13-like. Gene Ontology annotation, molecular function: GTPase activator activity. The transcript has 7 exons. Bases 1 to 1161 code for a protein of 386 amino acids. Gene Ontology annotation, biological process: activation of GTPase activity; intracellular protein transport. NCBI's taxonomy places the organism in Eukaryota, Metazoa, Arthropoda, Insecta, Diptera, Muscidae. The record is from RefSeq and is a predicted model, not a curated record.